Messenger RNA from Triplophysa rosa, 1096 nucleotides. It is a transcript of the gene psmg2, whose product is annotated as proteasome (prosome, macropain) assembly chaperone 2. Lineage: Eukaryota; Metazoa; Chordata; Actinopteri; Cypriniformes; Nemacheilidae. The coding region runs from base 185 to 967 and encodes 260 amino acids. The record is from RefSeq and is a predicted model, not a curated record. Gene Ontology annotation, cellular component: nucleus; cytosol. Gene Ontology annotation, biological process: proteasome assembly. The transcript is spliced from 7 exons.
UUUGAAACGAAUUAAGGUUGUUUUGUCACAAUUUUUGUUGCAUUCCGUUUCGAAGGUUUUUGUUCAGGCAUCAAGGCUGCCCUCGUGAGGUCCUUUCCCACACCGUGUAAACAGAAAGUAAAAAUCACUACAGAUCCAAAAUUGUUUUGUGCAUUUUCAUCGAAAGCAGAUACAACUUAUAAAAAUGUUCAUUUCGACGGGGAGUGGUGAUCCUUCUUUUAAAGGCUUUACUCUGAUUAUGCCUGCAGUGUCUGUUGGGAAUGUGGGGCAGCUCGCCUUGGAUCUCAUAAUCUCAACACUGAACAUGCCAAAAGUGGGAUACUUACACACCGACUGUCUCAUUCCUAUGGCGGGGAAUAACCCAUACGCUACAUCUGCAGAAGAUGCCUCCCAACUUAGUACUAAUGCAGAGGUAUACUCCCACAGUGACUUAAAACUGGUCGUAUUGCAAAUACGGACACCCAUCAUCCAGACAAAAGUCAGAUCUUUUAGAAAGUCGCUUGUUUCCUGGAUCAAAAGUUGUGGAUUGGUCAAAACGGUCCUGCUGUCCAGCAGUCAUGCUUAUCAGAGAGAUGACCGACAGCUUCUUGGCACUUCUCUGCGGUACCUGCUGACACCGUCUCUGCAGAAGGUGGAGGGCCAGAGAGUAGAGGAACUGGGCUGGAGGGAGAUGGAGAGAAUCAGUGUGUUCCCUGACAUACCUGACUCGGAGCAGCGGCUCUACAUUCCUGGAGGAGGGGUGACCAAAGCCCUUUACACAGACUGCUGCACUGAAGACAUCUCUAUGGCGGUAGCUCUGAUCUUCUGUUCAGAAGGAGACAACAUUGCUGAUGCUUUCAUGCUUAUUAACCAUCUCAAUGACUGGCUUCGUCUGCUAGAAAAACCUACACAGGGGUCUGUGCAGUGGAGGGUCCCUCCCUCAUGGAGUCUGCUGUUCGGCAGCGGUAUCCCACCUCUUAUCUUCUAAAGCACACCUGAGAAAUAUCUGUGCCGGCUGAUCUGCUCUGCAACAGUCUAACCAUUAUGGACUGAUAUACAACCUUGACACAUUCGGAAUAGAUAUUUGGCUUGUAAAUAAAUGGCUUUUUAUCCAAAA